UCGUGGGGGUGGUGUGGUGUGCGUAGGAGGAGGAGGAGAGAUAAAAUUUUGGAGCUCGUUUCGGAGUCAGCCUUUGGCUUCGACGGCGAAAGUCUCCCUCGAGAGAGAGGAACCCGAGCCAAACUGGCUUGACCGCGCGUCAUCAAUCCCAUCACCUUUACAAAGCAUGGCUGCUACGUCUCUUGCUCACAAGCUAUCAGCAUCUUCGAGAAAGCCAGUCAAAUUAGAAUUUCUCCGACCUCCAGGGUAUUGAGGCAGUCAACAUAUAAUAUAUAUAACGUACAACAACACUCCACCUAAUGAGUUAUUGUUUUAGGCCCCUUUGUAGCGGAUAAAGAGCACUGGAGAACAUACAAAAACAAAGAUUAAUGAUCAUGUGCGCGUGUCUUGGAGAAGAAGAACAGAAGGAAGUGCCUAGUGCCUAGGAAAUCUAGGAUUAUCUUUAUUUUUAAUAACGAUACACGCGUGGAUUAUUAAAAAAUUUUAAAAAUACACUUGAAACGCCGUUUUGCGUGCACGUAUGUACCUAUAUACCGAUAUACGUAACAUAUCUGUACAAAAGACGGAGAACGAAGGGGGAUCACGGCGAAGAGAAAAUAAAGAAAAACGAGAGCCAUGACGCUGCGCUGUUGCUGCUAAUGGUGAAGGAAGGUGCCUUACAAUAAUAAGUUCAAAGAGGACUAUUGCCUGAAGUACAAUAUACAUCCGGACGAGAAGAAUGGAUGAGGGUGAAAAGUCAAAGAAUGUAUGGCCAAAAGAAAAGACUGAGCCUCCCACUGACAUUUUCACCAACGAAGCUGCUGCCAGUUCCUUGGAUGGAGUCAAUGUUACAUCACUGGCAGAUAUCUUUGAUACUGCCUUCACGUCAACAGCUGAUCCAGCUUCGCAUCCCAGAUAUCCUUCAGGAAACGAGUUAGAUUACGAGCACUUGUUUGCCGAGAGUGAUAUAGAAGAGCCAGACAUAGCACCAGUGCCGUAUCCGUGUCCACCUCAGCACGGCAUCCAAGCUCACAGUCACUACCUGUUCAGUCCAUAUGUUCCUACGCCAAUUGUAAAUUCUUCGGAGUACAGCCUGCCAAACUCGUUAAAUUGCAACAUGUGUCGUACAAGAGAGGAAGAUCUUAUUAUAGCGACGGAAGCGGUUGCUCGUGCAAGGAGAGAAAACAGACAAGCUGGAAACGCGGCGGGUAAUUUUCACAAGCACAAACGCUCACGUGAUAACACCGCCACCAAGUGCACCAGUGGCUGUAUGAAACCAAAGCGCCCGAGAGUACUCAAUCAAUUGGAGCAUAAUGCUCUCCCGGCUGCCUUUGCUGCUUCUCGCGGUUGGGUGAGGUCCGAUCAUGCUGAUGGUUGUAGAGCUGGACCCUCCAGAUUAGCACCUAAUGUGGAACGUCCAGUUGAUUACAGCAUAAGCGAAGCGAAGCCACUUUCGGAAGAGCCAGCCCAUCCAGAAAUCAGCAACAAUACUCCUGUAGAUAGUAAUGUAAUUAAGACGAGGUCGCACUCUAACUCGUCUACUCAAACGUCUGUGAUGAAUCCUCAAGAUGUGCAACCUAAUCCAAUGUCAAGAGCCAAUAAUAAUAAUCCCACAUCUCCAGAUCUUCAGCUCGACUGUUUUUCUAGUGAUUAUAGUAGUGAUGAUGAAGAGAAAGACGGUGCCGUUGAAGUAGUUGGUACAGUCAAUCGCACUGACAAGCCAAAUCUAUCAAGUCAAAAUUCGCAAAAUCCAGAGCAAAGUCAACCUGUGGCUGUUGUAGAUUUAACAACGGAAUCGGACGAUGAGCAUGCAACAAAUAACACUAGUAGUGCUACGUUUCCCCAACCCACUACCAGUCCACCUAGGUUCAAAAGAGCACACUGCGUCCAUGUUCCACCUAGGAUGGAAUCAAUUCGGCAUACCCAUAUGCACCAUCAAAUGCCUGUUCUUCCUCACAGUGCUGAUAUGAACCCAAGAGUCAAUAGAAUGCAUCCAAGAAUGGAAAGGUUGUGGAUGGCACAGAACAGGAUACAGGAGCAGCAUAGGCUUCACAUGCAUCUGGAUUCUCGAAAUCCCAGGAGAAUGCCAAUGCCCCAAAGGUUCAUGCCACAAGAUCCAAACUUGGUUCAACAGUCUUAUGUUAAUUCAAAUGUGAUGACUUGCUGGAGUCACUCCCACCCUUCGUACGGACGAAGAGAUCCGCCUUAUGUUCAUCAUGGAAUACAUCAACUCGGUGCAGUAUUACCUGCACCGCAACAACCCACAGUCUUUAGUCAUCCUGAAAGUGGACCCUAUGGAAACUCUCCCAAUUUCGUGGUGAUGCCUAUCGUGCCUCCACCGGCGCAUCAGUACCCGCCUUAUUACACCUUCCACACAAUGACACAUCCAGUUCCUCCAAGCCAAAUGCAUCCUCUGUGGGGUGAAGCCCUUGUUCGCAUUUCUGACUUCAGACGUUUGGUCAGUGCAUUGCGAAGUGGUGCUUCACAGGAAACAAUAGAAAGUCAUACAUUCCCACACAAAUACAAGAAGGUGAGAGAAGUUGAAAACAGAGAAGAUGCCAUUGAAAAAUGUACGAUAUGCCUUUGCGAGUUUGAAGAAGAAGAGAACGUCAGGAGGCUUCCUUGUAUGCAUUUAUUCCAUAUAGAAUGUGUUGAUCAAUGGUUAUGCACCAACAGUUGCUGUCCAAUUUGUCGUGUGGACAUUGAAACUCGUGUUUAUAAGGAACUUUCUCUUCUUACAUAGUUGAUAUCAACUAUCGAGGAUUUAUUUACUUGCGUGUUUUUAUUUUUUAUUUUUAGUCAAGUGCAAAAUCGUUGGAUGUUGACUAUUACAAUGAAUUUAUUUUAAGGAAUGCAAAUUUUAAUGCUGUUUACUUUUCUAUACCUGAUGAUUGUUAAAAGGAUAGAACUGGAUGCGUCAAAUCAGUGAGAAACCUUUUUUUAAAUCUAUGUUUUUCAUAUUUUUAAUUUUUUUUAGAAAUUACCAGGUGAAUGUAUAAGUUUGAUGGUUAAAAAAUUGUGCGGUUUUUCAAGUGCACUUUAUUUCGACUAAAUCGUUAUGAUAAAAGUGUGGUGCUACGCAAAAAGUACGAGAACAAAAAACACCAUAGUGACUCCGUUAGUGCUGAUCGAGUCGCAUUGAACGCUAUUUUUAAGAAACAAUUUUCUUAAACUGCCGUAAAAUUAUCGUGAAAGUUUGCCUUUUUGUCUAAAUUAUCUGCGCGAUUUAACGAUGAAAGCUCUAUUAAUACUAAGGAUUAUACGUAACUGUCGAAGUUGGUAACAGCUGUUUUCUAGUUUUCACAAUUAUAUCAAUAAGAUAAAUUGUUACAAACAUCUUACCUAAGAAACCGUAACCAAAAUGAUAAUACCUUUUGUUGCUGCCAAGUGUUAUUCAAAACAUUUGGUUUUCAUGUUUUUAUCAUUUUUAUCAUUUCACUGACACAAAGAAGGAAGCUCUCGAGGAGCUCUUGUUGGGUCUGUUUUCUUUUUCUUUUAAAGCUCUGUACACUAACGCGAUGAAAAUAUAAUCAGAGUUUGACUAUUAAAAUGUAAUAGUGAAACGAAUUUUUUUUUUUCUACUAAAAAAAAAUCGUCUAAGUGUUUGUGCAUGUACGUAGCGAUUUAUUAUGAAUUCGCUGCUCCAUUUUUGCCAAAACUAAGCUUAAAACCGAGCGAGUUCUUGAAGAGAAACAACUUUUUUUUAUUAAACCAAAUUUUUCGAUAAUUUCUUGAGAACGAAAUAUAUUGUAUACCAUCUUUGAAUAUUUUAAGUGUUUUGUGGAUGAAAAAUUUAUAUUUAAAUUUAAUUGUAAAAAAAUGGAAAAAUAAA
Molecule: messenger RNA, 3811 nt
Organism: Copidosoma floridanum
Lineage: Eukaryota; Metazoa; Arthropoda; Insecta; Hymenoptera; Encyrtidae
Cellular component (GO): nucleus
Molecular function (GO): ubiquitin protein ligase activity
Source: RefSeq, a predicted model, not a curated record